Tachysurus fulvidraco (yellow catfish) is the source of this 1453-nucleotide messenger RNA. Its product is annotated as tribbles homolog 2-like. NCBI's taxonomy places the organism in Eukaryota, Metazoa, Chordata, Actinopteri, Siluriformes, Bagridae. The transcript is spliced from 3 exons. Gene Ontology annotation, biological process: positive regulation of proteasomal ubiquitin-dependent protein catabolic process; regulation of MAP kinase activity; protein phosphorylation. The record is from RefSeq and is a predicted model, not a curated record. Gene Ontology annotation, cellular component: nucleus. Gene Ontology annotation, molecular function: protein kinase activity; mitogen-activated protein kinase kinase binding; ATP binding. Bases 75 to 953 code for a protein of 292 amino acids.
CGCAAAGAUGUUUUGGUUUAAUAUUAACAGACGGUUUAGCGACUUGUCCGAGUUCACCGCAUUUUAUUAUUCACAUGAACGAAAUGCUUUCUACUUUUUCUUCCACGAAAGCGUCCAGUAAUUCACAUUGUUUCCUGGUUGGUAAACAUGUGCUACAUGAGAAAGUAGCGGAAAAUGUGUUUAAAGCUUCCAACCUGCACAGCGGCAAACAUCUGUUCUGUAAGGUGUUUCCUAUUAGUAGAUAUGUCCAGGCCCUGGCUGUGUACUUUCAUCUUCCUCGUCAGCCCCACCUACACCAUCCAUCUGAAAUCAUCCUUGGACACUCUAUGGCUUACGUUUUCUUUGAACAUACGUUUGGUAAUAUGUACAGACAUGUUCAGUCCUCACAAGGCUUGUGUGAAGAUGAAGCUUUGACGCUCUUUCAUCAGAUAGUCUCUGUUGUGGCACAUUGUCACAAUAAUGGUAUAGUCCUGCCUAGACUGAAAAUGAAGAAUUUUGCUUUUAAAAAUAAAGACCGAACUGAGUUGGCACUGUGCACCCUUAAAGAUGCAUAUAUUAUAGAAAGGGAUGAUUUUAUAUCAGGCAAGCACAGCUGUCCGGUCUAUAUCAGUCCAGAGAGCCUACAGCCAGGGAGCUCAUUCUCAGGAAAAUCAUCAAAUGUAUGGAUUCUUGGAGUUAUAUUGUACACUAUUCUGGUUGGAAGUCAUCCUUUCACACACACAAACCUCAAUGGGCUGUACAGAAGGAUCCAGAAGUGCAAAUUCUUUCUUCCAGAGCUUCUCUCACCUAAAGCCAAGUGUCUCAUAUGUAGCAUCCUUAGACCAAACCCUUCAGAGCGACUAACAGCAGAGGAAAUCUUGUCCCAUCCUUGGUUUUCCUCUACCAGUUACUCUCAGUAUAUGUGGAGGAAGAUGUUCUACGAAGAGGAAGAUCAAAAAGUUCCAUCUUUAUAGCAAAUUAGCAGAGACUCAUUACCUUGUUUAGUCUAUAGACCAUUUUUUAAAUUCUUCUAAGAACAUAGUUUAGGGUAUUAAAAAUUGACUUUUAACUACAUUUAUAUCUACAUUCUUUGGUCAUUUUAUCGGGUACAUUUACCAUAUAAUGUAUGCUCUGUAUACUCUGUUGGUAUAUAUUUACUGACUGUAGUUUAUCUGUUGUUAUACACAAAUGAUCAGGUACUGUUCCAUCAAUAUAAAGAGACCACCAAAGGAACACUCGGCACGUUUUGUUUAUUUUUUGGACUGUUCUAAGCCCACUAGAAUCAUUGAGGUUUAUUUAAUCCCCCCAAAAACCCCAAUGCACUACUGAGAAUGGUGUGGAGAAUACAUAGGAAUAUCUGCUCUUUGGUGGUCAGUGAAAAUGGGAUUCCGUUCAUUAACUAAUGGAAGGGUCAGUAAGUGUAUACCCACAAAGGCACGAUAAGUACCUCAAUAAAGUAACUUUGUCUAGAUUA